ACCAAAAACCAGAAGAAGUCACGUGUGAGUGCGAACCAUUUGGCGGAAGAGGUGUUCGGUGCGGUCCCUCACUCCUUCGUGUUUCACCGUGGCCAAGUCGGCAAGAAUGUCGGUCAGCUAGUUGAGGACAUGCGGCGGGUCAUGGAGCCCUUCACAGAAUCCCUUAAGGUGAGAAAGAAGAAUGUGCUGAAGGACUUUGUGGCUGUAGCAGGGCCACUGGGAGUGACACACUUCAUGAUCUUCACCAAGACGCCCAGCAGUGUCAACAUGAGGCUUGCUCGGCUGCCGAAAGGCCCUAUGCUCCAUUUCCGGGUGACCAAAUACUCCCUUAUUAAAGAUGUGGUCUCGUCACUGAAGAGGCACAGAAUGCAUGAACAGCAGUUCACACAUCAUGCACUGCUGGUCCUCAAUAACUUUGGCUCGGAGGGCAUGCAUGUCAAACUUAUGGCCACCAUGUUCCAAAACAUGUUCCCUUCCAUCAAUGUGCACAAGGUAGCCCUCAACGCCAUAAAGAGAUCUGCUGAUGAAAUUGGCCCACGCAUCACCAUGCAGCUGGUGAAGAUCGAGGAGGGAAUGGGAGAGGGGAACAUUCUCUACCAUGCAGUCAUCGCCAAGACUGAGGAAGAGCUUCAGGAGAUCCUGAUCCGAAAAGAGGCGCAGAUGAAKGAAAAGCAGGAACGGAAGAAAAAACAAGAGCAGGAUGUUGCCCAAAGGAAAGCGCUACGGGAGGAGAACAAAAAAAGAAGCAUGGCAGGCAUCAAGAGGAGGCACCAGGAGGAGGAAGASCAUGACCCUGAAGUGGAGGAUCCUGGGAWCCAGGAUAACAGGCCUCCGGUUGUUGAAUCUGACGACGAGGCAGAGUACUACAGACAGGCUGUAGGGGAGGAYCCAGARGAAGGUAUGUACUCUUUCAYUACUGAACCAAGURUCUYUAGUUUGUGUUUUGUUGUACUAUAUGUUUGUGCUACUUUGGCAGACAAAAUCACCUAUAUUUAUUUUUCUCCCUCCCCCAUCUAGAUAUGUUCCCUGCAGCCAAGAGGAGGCAAAGACCUGAAAGGCCCUCAGGAGGACCCUUCAAGAAGAGGAAACCGUUCUCUGGCGACGACAGGAAGAACAAAUAUGGUUCCAAGUCACCUCCACCUCCUUCAAACAGAGGAAGGGGAAGAGCUGAGCUUCAUAACCCUUUGAAAGCCUGGACUGAUGCACGCUGAGCGCUCUACCCUGGUAAAACACCAGGUGGCAGUAUGGACUCUUGUGGACACUGCAGUUUCUGAUCAACAUGAACAGAGGAACGUAUUCCUUCAUGAAAGGACAUUGGUAUUGCCACAAGUCAGCUGGAGGACUGGAUGAAAAUGCAAUGAUGUAAUUUUGUACCUUGUGAACAUGUUUAUACAUUUUUUUUUAAAGCAUUGGCAAAAGUUAAAUUGCUGAAUACAGGGAAAGAAAUUUGGGAUGGGGCAAAUCUUUUGGAAAGAUGUCACUGGGGGCAAGAGUUGGAGGAAAGAAAUCUGGGAUGGGGCAAACGUUUUGGAGGGACAGGAAUGUAUUCUUUCAUGAAAGGAAUUGGUAUCACCACAAGUCAGCUGGAGGACUGGAUGAAAAUGCAAUGAUGUAAUUUUGUACCUUGUGAACAUGUUUAUAAAAAUGUUAUAAGCAUUGGCAAAUACAUUUUUGGAUACAAUGUUAAGCUCAA
Messenger RNA from Salvelinus sp. IW2-2015, 1693 nucleotides. The record is from RefSeq and is a predicted model, not a curated record. Lineage: Eukaryota; Metazoa; Chordata; Actinopteri; Salmoniformes; Salmonidae.